AUGAAGAAGAUGCACACAGUGAGACCCAUCUCAGUCAGCUGUGCAUUUGGCGUGUCGGUCCAAGCUGCCAUGGGCCUCUGCUACAAUGCAAAAGGACGCGGCGAUAUUGCGGAGCAAAUGUUUGAGAAUGCCAUCCGUCAGUGCGAGAAGUGCCAGGGCCACUACGCGUUAACAUGGCCCUCAAGUCUGGAAGCGGAGACGCUCGCCCGUCUCGAUAAGACUCGCUACGCAUGUACGGCGUCAUAUUCGCGUCGAUGGACCGUUCGACAAGGCUUUGGCACGAGAGCAGCUCCGGCCCUGUUCGUCCAGAGCUUGCAGCAGACGUGCGCUAUCGACCUGGGCAAGCUGAUAAACACGACCCAGGACUUGAGGGCGUUUGUCGGAUUUAUCGCACUGAAGUUUGUUGUGGCCAGGAAUCCCACACAACGAGCAAUCUUCCGAGGCCGGUCUAAACGGGCCCCUCUUGUCCAACUCCGUGCCGCACAAAUGUUAAAAUCAAGGAGCGACACGGCAUCCGCCUCCAACUCUGUCAAGAACCUCGAGCUAAAUACCACAGAGCUACCUACAACUGUACCGAGUGAUCGGCACCACAACGCAAAGCAGCGUUUGACUGACAUCGGCAGCUCCCAACUGCUCAAUAACGUUGAUGAAAUGCGUGGCACGAAUCCUUCGGGGGUCUCAACGUUAUUCAGCAAAUUGAAAGGCACCAAAGGCAAACUGCUCUGCGCCGACUGGCAGAUGAAGACUUUUUAUUUUCGUUGA
Messenger RNA from Phytophthora sojae, 762 nucleotides. RefSeq lists its product as hypothetical. The record is from RefSeq and is a predicted model, not a curated record. Bases 1 to 762 code for a protein of 253 amino acids. The transcript has 5 exons. Lineage: Eukaryota; Oomycota; Peronosporomycetes; Peronosporales; Peronosporaceae.